AAAGACGACGUAAACAAAGAAGGCAGCUAAGUACCGUUAGCUCUUGUUUCGGAGUAAAACACGUAUUACAUCUGCUUUAGAUUAUAAAUCAAAUACUGUUUUACUACUACCAGGGAGCACAGCUACUAACCUGCGUGGUAACAGACUCACUCAUGUGGGGAGAUUGAAGGAAAACGAGUUAAAACAAGAUACCGUUAGCUGCUUUAGCUUUAGCUAGACACGGAUUUGUUUUAUGAAAUGGAUUUUAUCUUGAAUAACGUUUAUCGAUCAGCUGGAUAAACGCAGAGACUUGGAUUUGAUCUCAUCUGGACUGAGAUGUUUAGUCUGAUGGCGAACUGCUGCAACUGGCUCAAACGCUGGCGAGAGCCUGCAAGGAAAGUGACUCUGGUGAUGGUGGGUCUGGAUAAUGCCGGGAAGACGGCCACAGUACGGGGCAUCCAAGGAGAGAAUCCCGAGGAUGUGGCUCCCACGGUGGGUUUCUCCAAGGUUGACCUGAAGCAGGGCAAGUUCGAGGUGACGAUCUUCGAUCUGGGCGGCGGGAAGAGGAUCCGCGGCAUCUGGAAGAACUACUACUCCGAGUCUCACGGCGUGGUGUUCGUCGUCGACUCCAGCGAUGUCCAGAGGAUCCAGGAGUUACGGGAGACCAUGGCCGAGGUCCUCCAGCACCCGCGAAUCGCUGGGAAACCGGUGCUAGUGCUUGCCAACAAACAGGACCAGGAGGGAGCGCUGGCUGAAGCCGACAUCAUCGAGAACCUGUCGUUAGAGAAGCUUGUUAACGAGAACAAGUGUCUCUGUCAGAUCGAGCCAUGCUCGGCUGUUCUGGGCUACGGCAAAAAGGUCGACAAGUCCAUCAAGAAGGGCCUGAAGUGGCUCCUCAACAACAUUGCCAAAGACUACGAGGCUAUUACGGAGCGCGUGCAGAAGGACACGGCGGAGCAGCGUGCUCAGGAGGAACAGGACAAGAAGGAGAGGGCGGAGCGGGUGAGGAGGAUACGACAGGAGAGGGAGCAGCAGGAGCACGAGGAGGCAGAGCGCGAGGGCAGGCCGAUCGAGGAGGAGGAGCUGGACGAGGAAAACAUCCCGAAUCCCUUUCAGCCAAUCAGCAACGUGGUCUCUGAGAACGAUGGCAAAGAAAAGGAGACGAAGGAGGUCGGGACCAACAGCCUGAAGAGAGACGAGGAUCAAGAGGAAGAGGAAGAGGAGGACGAUGAAGAGCCGAACGACACGAGACAAACGCCGGAUAAUCCCACUGCAGCCACGACCGGUGAUCAGGAGAAGAAGAAGACGAGGAAGCUGCACCUGAAGAGGAAGCACAGAGUGGACCCUCUGAGGACGGAGGACGGACCUGCAGAGAGUCCAACGCCCCCGCCUCCACCAGUGGGAUGGGCGACACCCAAAGCUUCUAGGCUGCCAAAACUAGAGCCACUGGGAGACUCGAGACAUUCUGAAUUUCACAAGAAGCCCCUCCCGCCUCUGGCCAACAGGCCGCGGCCGAACGGCGACGCUCAAGACAUCGUCUUUUAAACUUCCCGUUGCCCGCUGAGCUCGUCCAAUCAUGGCUCUCCCUCUUUUUCUUGCUUUCUGUCUCAAGCGAGCGCCGUGUAGACGCCAAACUCGGACACUCCCGACGCGCCGAAGACUACAAAACACAGGAGCAUCAUGGGAAAUAAAGUGCUGACGGGAAGCAGUGAUGGUGCUUCCUUUAGACUGACUUUUAUCAGUGUUAGACGGUUCAUUUGUCCCACAGAAAGGCUCAGAAUGUAAAUACGUCCGCUAUAACCUUAUAUAUGUUUAUGUCUGGUACUGAAUAAGGGAUUUGUACACACACGCCGCCAUUAAAUAAUGACCAUAUAUGAUUAUUUUGCACCUAUUUUGUAGUGUAAACAAAAGGUGUUUUGAUAUCUCAAAGUGGCUUUUCACAGCUCAGUGCUUUAAGUCUUUUUUUAAAGGUGGGAACCGUUCCCUUUUUACAGAAUGAGCGAAGUGUGUGAAGAAAAACACUACAUUAAAGGUUAUUUUUAGUGAUAAAAUCUCUCAUAAAUUGUAUUUAUUGUUUAAAAUGUCAACAUAUUUGUCUUUGUCUACAGGGCUACAGAUUGUUGACGCAGUCUGCUGUUUACACUGUGUCUGCUUUUUAAAGUGAUAUUUCUCCCGAGGCAGACUCCCCAGAGAUGUGCUGCACCCAUUUCCACUUUGAUAUAGCGCUGAAAAUAGCUAAAAUCUCAAUAAGCACAAAUAAAUAAAAGAACUUGGAACCCAACAUUGCCCCAGUUAAGUUUCUGGAAGAGUUUGCAGUGGGACGAGAGCACGCCUUCACACCGACACCUGGAUCUGCCAAUACUGGGUCAGAACACAUGAGCAUAUGUGCAGUAAGAGGAGGAAAUAUCACUUUAAAAACACUGUAUUUCAGAUCCAUAGCACUCACUCUGUUAAUGAGCUAGAUGUUUGAAAGCAUAUUUUUUCUACACAGUUUGGAUUUUAUAACCGCACAAUAAAAGAUGUUUUACGUA
Molecule: messenger RNA, 2510 nt
Organism: Eleginops maclovinus (Patagonian blennie)
Lineage: Eukaryota; Metazoa; Chordata; Actinopteri; Perciformes; Eleginopidae
Gene: arl13b
Product: ADP-ribosylation factor-like 13b
Exons: 10
Coding region: 316-1524 (402 amino acids)
Biological process (GO): non-motile cilium assembly; receptor localization to non-motile cilium
Cellular component (GO): non-motile cilium; motile cilium; ciliary membrane
Molecular function (GO): GTP binding; GTPase activity
Source: RefSeq, a predicted model, not a curated record